AUGUUCAAGCAAAGUCUUGUUGGUGAUUCCGGUCGACUCUCGUCUUGGGGAAGCAAAGAUGGAGAAAAAGAUUGUUGUCUCUGGCGAGGUGUCCGGUGUAGCAAGAGAACAGGCCAUGUAAUCAUGCUCGAUCUUCAUAACUCUCUGACCCUUGAUGUUGGCUUUGAUAUCGCCUAUCAGAAUAAUAGUCUGAGAGGUACGAUUAAUCUUUCAUUGCUUGAACUGCAACAUUUAAUAUAUUCAGACCUUAGUGAAAAUGAUUUUGGAGGAAGUCGGUUUCUGAAUAUUAGUGGCUCUCUAAGGAAGUUAAGAUACCUCGAUCUUCAUGAAACUGGAGUAAGUUCUGCAAUACUGUAUCAGCUUGGGAAUCUUUCUUCUUUAAGAUUUCUUGACCUUAGUUGGAACUACCUUGGUGAAGCCAAGGAUUGGCCGCAGCUACUCAACAAGCUUCCUUAUCUACAAGACUUAAAGUUGAGCGGCUGUAGUCUUCCGAAAAUCCUUUCUCCACCUUCCCUCACUAAUACUACUUCAACAUCAAUUUCCAUUGAUCUCUCUGUAAAUGAUCUUACUUCUUCCAUGUACCCACUAUUGUUCAAUAUUACCAGCAAAAUUGUUGAUCUUAACCUCCAAUAUAACUCAUUACAAGGCUCAAUUCCAGACUUUUUCAAGAACAUGGUUUCCCUUAGACAUCUUGAUCUCUCCCUAAAUCAACUUGGAGGCGAGAUUCCAGAAUUCCUGGGGAACAUAUGUACUUUAAAAGCAAUAGACCUUUCCUUCAAUAACUUUAGUAGAUUCAUUCCCGCUGGUUUGUCUGGAUGCAUACAGAAUUCACUGGAGAUUUUGAGUCUGUCGAACAACCAACUCAGAGGUGCUUUACCUGAUCUCACAAAGUUUUCAUCAUUGAAGUAUUUAGAUAUUGGCUAUAAUCAAUUCAAUGGAACGAUGACUGAAAGUUUAGGAUGCCUGUCUGAGCUCGAGCAUCUUAAUGCUUCUUGGAAUUCUUUUGAAGGUGUGAUAUCUGAAGCUCAUUUUGAAAAUCUCUCCAAAUUACAAACACUUGACCUAUCUUACAAUGUUUUAGCUUUUAAUGUCAGCUCCGGUUGGGUUCCUCCUUUUCAGUUACAUCAUAUUUAUCUAUCAUUUUGCAAAUUGGGGACUCACUUCCCAAAAUGGCUUCGAACUCAAAAGGAAUUUCAAGAUCUUGAUAUUUCUGGUGCUGGAAUUUCAGAUACUAUCCCUGAUUGGUUUUGGGACCUGCCUCCAUAUUUAUCUUCUUUAAAUCUCUCCCAUAACCAGAUGAUUGGCAUGCUACCAGACUUAUUUUUUCACUGGCAAUACCUCCUAGUUUUGAAUUUAGCUAAUAACAACUUCUCAGGGGGUAUUCCAACAAGUGUGGGAUCAUUGUUGUCAGUUGAAAUAAUUAAUUUGCACAAUAAUAGCUUCUCUAGCGACUUACCUUCUUCUUUGAAAAAUUGCAAUCGGUUGGAAUUUUUGGACUUAAGCGAGAAUAUGUUUUCUGGAAGUAUACCAGCCUGGAUAGGAGAAAAUUUGUCAUCUUUGACUUUUUUGAGUUUACAUUCUAAUGAGUUUUAUGGGAGGAUACCUACUAAUUUAUGCCAAUUAGCCAAUAUACGGAUUCUGGACCUCUCGGAAAACAAUCUCUCUGGAGCAAUACCAUUGUGCCUUAAUAAUUUGACUGCCAUGGUUCACAAUGUAGAUCCGAAUGAUAUCAUUGAACAAUUAUAUUUGUCUUCAGACGAAGGUCAUGGUAUUACUACAGGCUUUUAUAUUGCAAAGGCAUGGGUUGGAUGGAAGGGAAAAAAGUACGAGUAUGAAAGAAGUCUUGGACUGUUUAGGAUCAUUGAUCUUGCAGGAAACAAAUUAGAUGGAGAAAUUCCAGAUGAGAUAACAAGACUUUCUGAAUUGGUUGUAUUGAACUUAUCGGGGAACAAUUUGGUUGGGUUUAUUCCUGAAAACAUUGGUCAGUUGAAACAAUUAGAAUCACUUGAUUUGUCAAACAAUCAAUUGUCAGGGCGAAUUCCUAACAGCAUGGCUGAUUUAAAUUUUUUGAGUUACUUGAAUCUGUCAUCUAAUAACUUAUCAGGAAAAAUUCCAUUGGGUACUCAACUCCAAACCAUUGGUGCUUCAGCCUUUGUUGGUAAUAACGCACUGUGUGGGCCUCCAAUUACACAGCAGUGCUUAAAAAAUGACACAGUUCAAGCUCAACCACCUGAAGAAGAUAGAGAUGAAUUCAGCGCAUGGUUAUAUGCUGGAAUUGGAAUCGGAUUCUUCACGGCGUUUUGGGGAGUUAUUGGCACUCUACUGUUGAAGCCUUCUUGGAGGCAUGCAUAUUUUCGGCUCUUGGAUAAUUGGAUGGACUUGCUGUACAGGACAUUCAUUCGGUGGAGUGCAAGAUUGGAGAGGAAGUUCCAGAAUAAGCUAGCUGUAGCAACGUCGGAGUUGGCAUGUGGCUCUUAUGUACUUGUGGUGAUGUAUUCUGGGUUGAUGUCUCUUACGGCUGUUCGGUUUGGUGAUUUCUUCAGUGUAUGA
Messenger RNA from Theobroma cacao (cacao), 2550 nucleotides. Lineage: Eukaryota; Viridiplantae; Streptophyta; Magnoliopsida; Malvales; Malvaceae. The record is from RefSeq and is a predicted model, not a curated record.